AUAUAAAUAAAAAAGAUGUCUUGGGAUCCUAAUGCUGGUGCUGACUUUCAGUCAGAGGCUCCUCGUUCUUCUGAAUACGAGUCUCGUCCUCCUCGUCCUGAGCCCACCGAGGAACAGUUACAACACAGAAACUACGAUUGGGCUUCUAAUCGCGCUCGUUAUGAAUAUAACGAAAAUGCUGUUGAUGACCAAGGUAUGGCCCCUCGUGAUUCUACUUUGGAAGCAGAACUCUUUGAAGAAAACUCUGCUGAACAACAAUCUCAACUCGACUUUUCCAAGUAUGAAAAGAUUCCUGUUCGUGUUGAACGUGGUAGUGCUCCCAACCCCAUCAGAAGUUUUGAAGAGGCUGACUUGAACCCUGUCAUGAAGGAGAAUGUCCGUUUAGCACGUUAUACUGCUCCUACACCUGUUCAAACCUAUUCUAUCCCAAUCGUUACUGCCGGUAAGGAUUUGAUGGCUUGUGCCCAGACUGGUUCUGGUAAGACUGCUGCUUUCUUGAUCCCUACUUUGUCUGCUCUCUUCACCUCUGCCAAGCAACUCCAAAAGCCUCGUCCUGCUCCCUAUGAAACCAGACAAUAUAAGGCUGAACCCCUUGUUCUUAUCAUUGCUCCUACUCGUGAACUCUGUUCUCAAAUCUUUGAUGAAUGUAGAAGAUUCACCUACAGAAGUUGUUUAAGACCUUGUGCCGUUUAUGGUGGUGCUGAUUCUAUGGGUCAACUUCGUCAACUCGAAAGAGGUUGUGAUGUUUUAGCUGCUGCUCCUGGUCGUCUUAUGGAUUUCAUUGGUCGUGGCAAGAUUGGACUUGAAAGAGUUAAGUAUCUUGUUCUCGAUGAAGCUGAUCGUAUGUUGGAUAUGGGUUUCGAAUCCAUUAUUCGUAACUUGGUCACCAAGAACGGUAUGCCUGCUGACAGACAAACCCUUCUCUUCUCUGCUACUUUCCCCAGAGCCAUUCGUUCUUUGGCCCGUGAUUUCUUGCGUCCUGACUAUCUUUUCUUGAGAGUUGGUCGUGUCGGUGGUACUUCUGAAGCUAUUACUCAAAAGAUUAUGCAUGUCGAGGAAGAUGAAAAGAGAGAAGCUCUCCGUACCUUAUUGAACUCUCAACCUCCUAGCCGUACCUUGAUCUUUGUCGAGACUAAGCGUUCCGCUGAUAGUUUGGAUCAUUAUCUCUUCGAACGUUCUUUCCCUUCUACCUCUAUUCACGGUGAUCGUACUCAAAUGGAGAGAGAAGAUGCUCUCUUAGCUUUCAAGAGAGGUAAAUGUCCUAUUCUCGUUGCCACUGCCGUCGCUGCUCGUGGUAUUGAUAUUCGUAACGUCAUGCAUGUCAUCAAUUACGAUAUGCCUCAAGAUAUGGAUGAAUACAUCCAUCGUAUCGGUCGUACCGCUCGUGUCGGUAAGCCUGGUUUAGCCACCUCUUUCUAUAAUGAUCGUUCCGAGCAAUUAGCUCCUCAACUUACCAAGUUGUUAAAGGAAUGUAAGCAAGAGAUCCCCGACUUCUUGCAACAAUACAUCUCUGACGAUACUACUUGGGAUGAUGAACUCGAUGAUAAUGAGGUUGAAGCUCCUAGCUAUGCCGGUCAAGAGUAUGUCCCUAUGGAGAGAACUGCUCCUGGUGCUCCUCAAGGUUAUAACAAUGCUGAAGGUACUGGUGCUGCCGAUGGUGCUUUCGAUGGUGGUAACACUCGUCCUGGAGAUUGGAACUGUCCUGAAUGUAGUCAAUCCAACUUUGCUUCUCGUUAUGAGUGCUUCAAGUGUAAUGCUGCCAGACCCGAAGGUGCUGGAGGUGAUGCCGGAGGUGAACGUCGUAAUAACUCUCGUCCUGGAGAUUGGGAUUGUCCCGAAUGUAGCCAAUCUAACUUUGCUUCUCGUUAUGAGUGCUUCAAGUGUAACGCUGCUAGACCCGAAGGUGCUGGAGGUGAUGCUGGAGGUGAACGUCGUGAACGUCCUCCUAGACGUGAUGGUGAUUGGGAUUGCUCUGGUUGUUCUGCUGUCAACUAUGCUUUCAGAACCGAUUGCUUCAGAUGUCAUGCUCAAAAGAGUGAAGAAGGUGGCGAUAGCGGUGCCUAUGGUUAUGAUCAACCCGCUGAAGAUACAUCUGCUACUGAAACCGCUAACUGGGAUUCUUCUGCUACUCCUAGCUGGGGUGGUGCUGCUGAAACCUCUGCUCCCGCUGCUUCUUCCGGUGGAUGGGGUGGUGCCGAAACCGCUGCUCCUGCUGCCUCUUCUGGUGGAUGGGGUGCUUCUGAGCCCGCUGCUGCCGCUCCCGCUGCCUCUUCUGGUGGAUGGGGUGCUCCUGAGCCUGCUGCUGCCGCUCCCGCUGCCUCUUCUGGUGGAUGGGGUGCUCCUGCUGCUUCUAGCCCUGCUCCCGCUCAACAACAACAACCCGCUGCUGGUGGAUGGGGUGCUCCCGAAGCUGCUGCUCCCGCUCCCGCUGCCGCUGGUGGAUGGGGUGCUCCCGCUGCCUCUACACCUUCUCCCGCUCCUGUAGCUGCUACACCUCCCCCUCAACAAGCUUCUGGUGGAUGGGGUGCUCCCGCUCCCGCUGCUAGCCCUGCACCUGCCGCUGGUGGAUGGGGUGCUCCUGCUGCUUCUAGCCCUGCUCCCGCUCAACAACAACAACCCGCUGCUGGUGGAUGGGGUGCACCUGCACCUGCCGCUGCUCCCGCUCCCGCUGCUGGUGGAUGGGGUGCUCCUGCACCUGCUGCUGCUGCUCCUCCCGCCCAACACACUCCUCCCCCUCAACAACAACAACAAGCUCCCGCACCUGUUGCUGCACCUGCUGCUGGUGGAUGGGGUGAACCUGUUGCUCCUUCCGCUGGAGGUUGGGGUGAACCUCCUUCUGCCACCAAUGGUGCCGGUUGGUAAAAUCCUUACUAUUAAAAAAAAAAAUUGGCUGGACGUUAUUGAACUUGUAGAUUAUUUGCGUACUUUUCUUUUUUGUUUGUUGAAAUGUAUAUUUUGACAGAAAUGAAACUCUCACACUCACACAAUAAAAAAAUGGAAAAUUUAUAUAUUAUUUUUC
Mucor mucedo is the source of this 3019-nucleotide messenger RNA. RefSeq lists its product as uncharacterized. The record is from RefSeq and is a predicted model, not a curated record. Lineage: Eukaryota; Fungi; Mucoromycota; Mucoromycetes; Mucorales; Mucoraceae. Gene Ontology annotation, molecular function: RNA helicase activity; ATP binding; RNA binding. The transcript has 7 exons. Bases 16 to 2862 code for a protein of 948 amino acids. Gene Ontology annotation, cellular component: nucleus.